Molecule: messenger RNA, 4670 nt
Organism: Aureobasidium subglaciale EXF-2481
Lineage: Eukaryota; Fungi; Ascomycota; Dothideomycetes; Dothideales; Saccotheciaceae
Exons: 1
Coding region: 233-4303 (1356 amino acids)
Biological process (GO): deadenylation-independent decapping of nuclear-transcribed mRNA
Cellular component (GO): P-body
Molecular function (GO): protein binding
Source: RefSeq, a predicted model, not a curated record
CACUUUGGCUCGAACACUUCAUCCACCUUCACACUGGCGUGCAUCACAACACUUACGCUACCCCUCCGACCUCGCUCUUGUCAUCUCCUUCACCGCGUUCCUUUGCUUUGAUACCUCGUGCAGCCUCUGAGUUUGCCACGCUUCACCUCCGCCUUCACCUUGACUUGCUCGCACGUACCAGGCUAAACCCACUCGCCUUCGUCGCGCUUCUACCCACCACCAUCCACCCAACAUGGCCGACUUGCAAGAACUGUUCAGCCGCCUGAAGAGCCCCGCUGCUUCUUCAAACGACCAACAGAACCAGCAACACCAGUCUCAUCCCUCCAUCUGGGCCCAGCCCCAAGUCCACUCCUACCAGCAGCCUUCGGUCUCGUCACCUCUGUUCUCGCCGCCAAUCCACACCCCCAAUCCUCAGCACUCUUCGGCAAUCAUGAGCCCUAGUCUCACACCUGCCCCCGGUGACUCCAAAUCCAACGAUCUCUUGAAUUUGCUCAAGUUCAACUCGAACCAGAUGGCUUCCGGCAUGAGCCCUCUUGCCUCUCUGCAGAACAUCGCCGCACAGAGCCCUUCUCCCCAGCUACACUCUGCGCAGCAACAGUCCCGUUCAGUCUCGUCUCAAGACAUGGUUGCUUCGUUCCAGCAGAAGCCUCUGAACGCUUCUUCUCUGCGUAUCUCCAUGACCUCGCCCCAGCCCGAGCAGAAGUCACAGCAGCCUCUCGGAGACGCUCAGAACUUCCUGCUCGGCCUUCUGAACCGCCCCAAGAACGCUGCCGCCGUAGAUCCUCAAUCCCCGGCUAUGCAGCCCGCUCAAGCCCCCGAGCCCGUCAUCAACGAGCCCGCCUAUGCGGCUGACGCAGUCGACCCUCAGGAUCCUUCGGUCCGUCUGUUCGGUAGCGCCGGAUCUCGCGAGACAACUCCAUUUGAAGGCCCUUCUCACGCAAAGAAGCCCGUCUUCACAUACAUCAACCCCUUCGAGCAGAUGACCGCUUCAUCGCCCAACCCCGCUCUCAUGGCCGAGGGACCCAAGCACCAGCGUGACAUCUCGCAACCCGAAGACGCCGUCAACGGUCCUCCUAACGCAAAGAACCGUAAGAUCGCGUCUUCCCUCCCUUCGCCCUCUCCUUCUCCUCGUCCCGCUCAGACUUCGACCGAUGCUCAGCAGAGCGUGUCCGAGGCUCUCAGCGGUGUUGGCGAGAAGGUCGACAAGCAAGUUGAAAAAGCACUUGCCCAAGCCGACGGCGCCAAGUCAUCUGCCUCGAAAGAGCAGACCAAGGCGACCGAGGAGGUUGCCGAUAGUUGGGAGAGCGCCGACGCCGAUGAGUCGGGCAAGGACAGCAAGGCUUAUGCCGUUCGCGUUUACAACUUCCCCAUGAGACCUUUCGUCUCUAUCACCAUCAACAAGGAUGGUCAAGCCACACCUCUGCGUGCUGAUUCGCUCAUGGACAUCGCUCGCCUGAAGAAGGAAUUCGAGCAGAUCGAUCGUGCGCUUGUCACCGCAUCGCCCAACCACAUUGUCUAUGCUAUGAGCAAGAGCGGCGGUUUCCGCGUGAUCCGUCAGGACUCUGGUAAGGACAAGCAGGUGUUCCGUGCCACGGCAGAGCGUGUCUUCAACGUUCAGGUCUGCACUGCUAGCGGCGCUCACAAGGACAUUGAGACUGUUCUCGCGACCGGAGUCAACGGCUCCGUCUUCUGGACCAGUAUCAACAAAGUCGAGGGCGACUCCUUCGAUGACCUGGACCUUGAAUCGCAGGGCUUCGUUCUGCCUCCCGUCCCUGUUCAAGACGACAACACCUCUGGCAGCCCUGUUAAGACCAGAGCUAAGAUGAGCUCGCGUAACGCAGACUUCUUUGCUAUCUCGAGAGGCAAGUCCAUCUACAUCAUCUCACCCUUUGCCGCUCGCCAGAGCCAAUACACGGACAAGAAGACUCGCGUUGUCGACAAUGACAAGUACCUCCAAGAGCGCUGCUUGAAAAUCUCAACCGGCAAGGCUGGCAAGGACUUUGCAUUCAGCGGCGACGACAGCCUGUUGGCCUCGCUGGACAAGAGCGGACGUAUCAAGUUCUGGGACAUUCGCGACAUGGCCCAACAGGCUCGCGAGACUACUCCCUCUGGCAAGCGUCCUGCGCUCGAGCGCAAGGACCCAUUGCUCACUCUCACCACCACUCUCCCUGCCGAAAAGGCCACACCCUCAUCCAUCAUGUUCGUUGACAAAGAGAGACCUUGCGUUAAGGGCGUUGCUCUCCGCUACCUGCUCGUGGGCUUGAAGCAGAACCACAUCCUUCAGCUUUGGGACCUUGGCCUCAACAAGCCUGUACAGGAGCUCUACUUCCCUCACGACAAGGACUCGGAUGCCAUCUGCAGCAUCUCUUACCACCCCAAGACUGGUAUCAUUGCUCUCGGUCACCCUACACGCAACUCGAUCUACUUUAUCCACCUGUCUGCUCCUCGCUACAACAUCCCUAGCAUGGACCAGGCUAGAUACACAACCAUGCUUGCUGAGCAGGACCCCAACCUGCCUCGUCCUGAAUCGACUGCUAUUAUGAGCGGCAUCCGUGAGCUGUCCUUUGCUUCCAAGGGGCAGCUGCGCAGCGUUGACAUGCUUCACACACCUGUCGCUUCGGAAACUUCCGCCGACGUUCUCUUCGAGCUGUAUGCUAUGCACUCCAAGGGUGUUACAUGCAUGAACAUCAAGCACGAGGACCUGGGAUGGUCUCGUGACAACAAAGUUCUCCACCCUGUUGAUGCCGAGACUUCAGGUCUCAUCUCAGUUGCCAGCAUCUCUCCAAAUGCUGCUACUGCAGAAGCCCCUGCCAAGUCUGCAAAGGCUGCUGCACCUCCCUCGCCCCAGAAGCCCGAGCCUGCUAAGCCUGCCGCUGCUGCCGCAAAACCCGUCGCCAAGCAGGAGCCUGUGGUCAAUGGAACCCCCAAGGUUGAGAAAUUGAAGAAGGCUGCUCCUGAACAGAACACCAUCGAGACUGCGACCAACCCUGCCAUCCUGACCCCCGCUUCGUAUGCUCUCGCUGCUCGUCCUAAGGCAUCUGCCGCUGAGGUUGCACCUUCCGUCAAGGAAACCGCAUCCGCUGCAGCUGCACCUUCAACUGCUCCCGUCGAGAAGUCUACGAAGGCUGCUGAGGUUUCCGCCCCUGUUGAUACCGAAACUAUCAACAAGGCAGUCAGCGAGGUCCUGUCUAGAGAGAUCGAGUUGCUCUACCGCAGACUUGAUGAUGACAAGCGUAUCCAAGACGCUGCUGCUGCCGCCAAGCAGGAUGCAGUGCUCCGCCUUGUCUCGAGCACUCUUACCGACAACGUCGAGAAGACGCUGAACAAGAUCAUCGCUACCAACAUCACCGGCACCGUUGUUCCUGCCAUUGUGCAGACCAGCUCGACUUUGCUGAACGAGAAGCUUACCCUUGCAGUUUCACAGCACGUUGCAAAGAUCGUGCCUGGCGAGCUCAAGGCUUCUCUUGCACCUGCUAUUGCAGCUGCUCUGCAAGAGAAGGAACUCCAGCGCGUCAUCUCCGAGCAGACCGCUUCCAAGCUUGCACCUCAGAUCGAGCAGUCAUUCGCCACUAUCUUGCGCAAUUCGAUUGUUCCUAACUUCACCAACCUCGCCCAGACAUCAACCAAGAAGGCAGUUGCCGACGUUGAGCGUCGUUUCGCCGAGCAGCUUCGCGACGCCGAAGUCAAGCGCGAGAAGGACAACGCCAGGAUCGAGCAGCUUUCAGACCUGGUUCUUGGACUUUCGAACACAAUUCACGAGAUGGCUGCUGGACAGUCGGCCUUCCAAGAGCAGAUCCUCAAGCUCCAGCGCCAGAUUGCCGGUGAGAACUCGGCACCCUCCGCUGUCUCUGAAGCCGAUGUUGUUCAAUCCAUCGAAGACCCCGAACUGGAAGGCAUAACAGCCAUGAUGACCCAGGGCAAAUACGAGGAAGGUACCAUCCAAUGGCUUCAGUCUGAACGCCAAGGCGACCUCUUCGACAAGCUCUUUGUCCGCAUCAACCCACAGUACCUCCAGAGGCUUAGCCCAUUGGUGUCGCUGUCUGUGUCAGCUGCUCUGACUUCGUCGUUUGAGCAGAAUGUUGACGAGCGUCUGUCUUGGCUCAGCACUGUCUUAUCGACCAUCAACCUCAAUGACCCUGAGAUCAGAGAGGUAGCACCUAAGAUCAUGGAUGUUCUCCAGCAGCGUAUGCAGGGAGCAUACAUGUCGAUUGCCGAGAACAACGCCCAGGACCCUGCCCUCCGCAUCGUCUCAGGCCUCUCUCGCCAAAUCAACGACAUCAAGAAUCAGAGCCUCACUCGUUGAGCUUGACUCCUGAACAGUUCUUUGAUGAACUUGUAACAAUGACACCAAAACUCGAGGCCCGGUGCUGAAACACGCCCGGUUCCUUGCUUGAUUCAGCACGACGCCUCAUGGCUUCGAUCUCUGAUGACAUUACGGAUGAUGAUACUUUGGCCAGGCGGAGGCUCAUUGCGCAUAGCGGCCUCGCGGCAUUUCGUGGGUGGGACACCUGGCUAUGAAGGAUGCCUGAUGGCAAUGUUUCAACAAGGAACGACAAUAAGCAUAGCCUGGUUCACAACGAUAGGAGGAAUAGGGGAAAGGGGUAGAUACACGAAGCUGCUCUGAUAAUUAAAAGUAAUGGAAUGUAAUUUAUGACGAACCUGCUUGACUG